UUAGUACAAGGCUAGCAUAAAAAAUAAGUGAUAAUAUUAAGACACGCGAAACAUUUUCGACCGACCACAGUAACCCUAAUACAACGAUGGAAGACAAAGAACAAGCACAACUCAAAAAGAAAAAUUUAAAAGUCCAUCCUCGAGCAAAGGCAAAUUGUUUGUCCCAUUUCUUCUUCUGUUGGGAAAUCCCUGUAAUUUUGAAAGGGUGGAAAAAAGAGUUGAACGAGGAUGAUCUUUAUGCACCGCUUCAUGAAUACGAGUCCAAACGCCUUGGUGAUAAACUGGAACAACUUUGGGAAGAAGAUAUGCAUUUUCGUAAAAGUCCGAAUCUGUGGCGUUGUUUAAUAAAACAAUUUGCUGCUGAAUUUAUGUUUUAUGGAAUUCUUUAUGCACCGAUACAAUUGGCAGUGACGCUUCUUCUUCCAUAUUUCUUGCGAAAAUUGCUAGGUUACUAUACACCAAACCAAAAAGAGAUGACACAAGAUCAAGCCUAUAUUUACGCUGGAGGACUAUCUAUAGUGGCCUGUGCAAGGGUCUUACUUUUUCACUUUUUCUAUUUUGGAACAACCGUUAUUGGAAUGAAAGUACGAGUCGCUUGUUCUUCCUUAAUCUACCGUCAUGCACUCAAUAUGAAGAAAAGUGCCAUGGAAAAAAUUACUUUAGGUCAAUUGAUCAACAUACUCUCAAAUGAUGUAAACAGAUUUGAUCAGGCAGCCCCAAAUUUGCAUUUUAUAUGGAUCGCCGUAGUGGAAUUGAUCGUGGGUAUCUACUAUUUAGAUGCAACUCUUGGACAUGCCGCUUUAGGAGGAAUAGCAGUUAUAUGUCUUUGUCUGGCUUUGCAAGUCUUCUCAAUGUUCAAAAUAUCAAAAAGCAGACUUAAAGUAGCCGAAAAAACUGAUUACAGAAUAAGGUUAAUGAACGACAUAAUUUGUGGGAUUGAGGCUAUCAAGAUGUACACUUGGGAAAAGCCGUUCGCCAAAUUAGUGGAAAUCGCCAGAAGGUUAGAACUGGCGGAAAUUAAAACAGGAUCUCACUAUCGACUAUUUAUUAACACUUUCAAAAUUUACAUGGGAAAAUUCUGCGUCUUUUUGUCAGUUCUAGUGGCCGUCUUAACCUACUUUCCUCUAACGUCUCAGUACGCAUUUUCUUUAAUCUGCAUUUACGAAAGUUUCAAAUUUACAGUCAUCGUGUUUUUACCACUGGGGGCAAUCAUGUUUGCGGAAACAGUCAUCUCGGUCCAAAGAAUAGAAGAAUUUUUACUAAUAGAUUACAAAAAACCGAGCAAUUUGGUCAAGUGUAUUACCGCAUCAGAUAAACAGAUGGAUAUUUGCGUUCUAAAGUCUCACCAAGACCACGCUAAGCGAACUCCAGAAGUCUCUCUUAAAAACGUCUAUGUGAAAUGGAACGAAUCUUACACCAAUUAUGUUUUGGAUAACAUAAACUUUAGAGCGUCUCCUGGAGAUCUGAUUGGUAUAAUCGGACGGGCUGGUAGUGGCAAAUCAACGUUGCUUCAAGUGAUACUCAAAGAAAUUGAUAUCAAUAGAGGGAAACUCAAAACUGAAGGAACAGUUUCAUACGCGUCACAAGAAGCAUGGAUUUUUCCGACUAGCGUCAGACAAAACAUCUUGUUUGGACAAGAUAUGGAUUUAGCCAGAUAUUCAAAAAUAAUUCAAGUUUGCGCUUUGGAGCGCGAUUUGACGCUGUUUCCGUACGGGGACCAAACGCUAGUUGGAGACAGAGGGGUCAUGCUGAGCGGGGGACAAAAAGCUCGGAUUAAUCUAGCAAGAGCUGUAUACAGAGAUGCAGAUAUUUAUCUUCUGGAUGAUCCACUAUCAGCGGUCGAUGCUCAUGUAGCCAGACACAUUUACGAUGAAUGUAUUACAGGCUUCUUAAAAGACAAAUGUGUAAUCUUAGUAACCCACCAAACACACUAUCUACAAAAAGCAGAUCAAAUCUAUCAGCUAGAGUCAGGAAAAGUUGUUAGUAAAGGUGACUACAAAGAAGUAAUUGGUUCUGUUAGUAACAACUUUACAGACAGUGUGUCCUCUGAAGCAACCACAGUGACUUUAGUACAACACGGUUUACGUGAAGAAGUUAAAGAACACAGAGGCUCUGGAACCGCUAAUGCGAAAGUUUACAAAGGCUAUUGCUUGGCAGCAGGCCACUGGACCUUUUGUUUCGUAGUUGCUCUAUUUUUCGUCUUCGGACAAAUAUGUACAAGUCUUUUAGACUGCUUUCUGACUUUUUGGACGAACGUUGAACAAAAAUCAGUCACCAACCUUUCCAGUUUCUUCACUACCGAAAACUGUCUGUACAUUUACAUUGGUUUAAUGAUUUUGACUGUGUUUUCAAACCACUUGGCUACUUAUACAUUUACCGCAUUUUGUAUCAAAGCUUCGCAACAGUUACAUACCAAAAUGCUAUCCAAGAUAGUGUAUGGACCCAUGACGUUCUUCAACCACCAUCCUUCUGGUCGACUUCUGAAUCGAUUUUCCAAAGAUUUGGGCUCCAUCGACGAACUUCUUCCAUUACAUUUAAUGAACGGAAUAACGGUUGUUUUAACAGGACUAGCUAUAUUGAUUAUUAUCAUCGUCUUAAACUAUUGGAUGAUAUUCCCAUCACUGAUCCUACUUGGAUUGACUAUCACUUUUAUCAUUAUAUUCCAGCCGACGAAUCGAAAUAUCAAAAGGACAGAAGGAAUCACCCGAAGUUCAGUGUUGACUCACAUGUCAACUUCGCUUCAAGGUCUUGUGACCAUCAGAGCCCACAAUACUCAAGGCAAACUGAUUGAAGAGUUUGAUAAUUAUCAAAAUAUUCACAGUUCGGCUUAUUAUUUAUUUACUGCAACUUUUGCAUCUUUCGGCUUCUGGGCUGACUUUAUGGCUGUGGUGUAUACUGUCCUGGCCGUUUUUAGCUUCUUCUUAGUGAAAUCAGAAACACACGCUGGUAACGUCGGACUAGCUAUAACACAGUCUAUUAAUUUAUUGGGGAUGGUUCAAUACGGAGUAAAGACAUUUGGAGAACUCGACAGCCAAAUGACUUCAGUCGAACGGAUAGUAGAAUACGCAGAACUUGAUCCAGAACCAGACAAUGGUACCACCACUCCUCCAGAUACAUGGCCAACGUCGGGCAAAUUAACGUUUCGAACGGUUUCCCUUCAAUACUCGCCCGAUGAUCCACCUGUACUCAAACAAGUAACUUUUGAAAGCCAAGCAGGAGAAAAAAUUGGCAUCAUUGGUAGAACUGGUGCUGGAAAGUCUUCACUUAUUUCAGUACUAUUUCGUCUCUUUGACUUCGACGGAUCGAUUAUCAUUGAUAACGUAGAAACUAAAUCCAUACCCCUACAGAACACACGAUCUAAAAUUUCCAUCAUUCCUCAAGAACCAAUCUUAUUUUUGGGAAGUUUGCGCAAAAAUAUUGACCCUUUUGACGAGUAUAGCGACAGUCAAAUCUGGAGCGCCCUAGAAGAAUUAGAACUGAAACAAAUGAUUAAUAACCUUCCUUCGGGUCUUGAGAGUCUAGUGACUGAAAGAGGUUCCAACUUUAGUGUCGGUGAGAGGCAGUUAUUAUGUCUAGUACGAGCUAUGCUCAGAAAUAACAAAAUCAUUGUACUGGAUGAAGCUACAGCUAAUGUUGAUUUGAAAACAGACGAACUGAUACAAAGUAUAAUCAGAAGAAAGUUUAGAGAUUGCACUGUAUUAACCAUAGCACAUCGUUUGAACACCAUUAUCGAUUCUGAUAAAAUAUUAGCUAUGGAUGGCGGGAAAGUCGUUGAAUUUGAUCAUCCUUAUAAGCUCCUGCAAAAUCAGAACGGAUUCUUUUAUGGGUUUGUUGUCAAGAAUGGUGACAAAAUGUUGAAAGAUUUUAUCAAAAUUGCCAAAAAUUCGGCAACUAAGAAAGGUCUUAUCCAGAAACAUAGGGACUCUAUUGAACAGUGAUAUUUCACGAACAACUUGUAAUCAAAAAAAUGUAUAGUCCCUGGAGAUGUGUUAAAGCAAAAUUUUAGGGCGGUGCUUGGCAUUCCACUAUUAUUUAUUAUUCUUGAUUAUAUUUUUUUUAUAAA
Messenger RNA from Zophobas morio, 4063 nucleotides. RefSeq names its product probable multidrug resistance-associated protein lethal(2)03659. The record is from RefSeq and is a predicted model, not a curated record. The coding region runs from base 87 to 3938 and encodes 1283 amino acids. Gene Ontology annotation, cellular component: membrane. Gene Ontology annotation, biological process: transmembrane transport. NCBI's taxonomy places the organism in Eukaryota, Metazoa, Arthropoda, Insecta, Coleoptera, Tenebrionidae. The transcript has 8 exons. Gene Ontology annotation, molecular function: ABC-type transporter activity; ATP hydrolysis activity; ATP binding.